AUGGCAAAAGGAUCAUCAUCCAGACUCAAACCUGUACAGCGAUCCGAAGAGGUAGAAGACGAUUAUCUUGAAAGCGAUGAUGAAGUAGAUGAAUUUGCUGAAGAUUACGAUUCUUCCCUUGAAGGAGCAGGAAAUGGUGAAGAUCUUUUAGAUCCGAACUCGGAGGAGGAAGAAGGAGAAGAGGGGAAGGGAAGAUGGGAAGCUGAUAAUUGGAAUGAAGAUCAAGAUGAUAAUACUGAUAGUGAUAGUGAUAGUGAUAGUGAUGUCAGUGGUAGCGAUGGGGAAAGUGGGAGUGAUGAUGAAGAAGAUUUAAAAUUGAAACGUUUACAAAAUGAUCUGACAUCCCUUCCAUUAUCAACCCUCGCCAAAGCCCAGAAAUCAAUAUCGAAACAACGUUCAUCAUCAUCAUCAUCUUCUGGAACUGGGUCAAGCAAGGAAGAUCGACUUUUAGCAGCUAAAGCGAAAUUAGCUCAAUUACAAAAAGGUAAAGGGAAAGCAAUUACCAUUGACCCAUACUCUCAAUCUACCAAAUCAAGAGAUGGCAAUCGCGGUAAUCAGAAUGGGACUGAGGAUGGUGGUGGUAGUGAUAGCGAUAGUGGACCUGAAACUGGGUCUACGAAAAGAGGGAGUAAGCAUGCUCCAGUAGCUAUGAGUACGAAGAAACAAGUUUCGAGGAGUAGAAAAGUCGUUGAUACACAUAAACCUGACCGCCGUGACCCUCGAUUCUCAUCUGUAUCAGCAGGAAAUCUCGAUGCCCAUCUACAUUCACAGUCAUAUUCAUUCAUCCCUUCUUUACUGAAAGAAGAAUUAUCAUCUUUAAAAAAAUCUUUGUCUGUAGCUAUGAAGUUGGAGAGAACUUGUCCAUGGGCCGAAAAACCUCAACGUACAGCUGAAAGAGAAGAGAUCGAAUUGAAGUUAGGUCAAGUUCGUACAAAGCUCGUCAGGACAGAAAGGGAGAAUAGAGAAAGAGACGUUUUGGCUAAAUUUAAGAAAGAAGAAAGAGGGAAGAGAGAAGAAGGUAAAGGUGCUUGGUAUAUGAAGAAUAGCGAGAAACGUGAUUUAUUACUUAAAUCCAAAUUCGAAUCUCUGGAAAAACAAGGUGGCAAAUCUGCCGUCAAGAAAGCGAUGGAAAAGAAACGUAAGAAGAUCGCUAGCAAGGAGAAGAAAAGUAGACCUUUCGCUCGAGGUCAAGGUGAUUCAGGAGGUGGCGGAGAUAGGAAGAGGCAGAGGGUAUGA
Kwoniella shivajii is the source of this 1236-nucleotide messenger RNA. RefSeq lists its product as uncharacterized. Gene Ontology annotation, cellular component: nucleolus; 90S preribosome. The record is from RefSeq and is a predicted model, not a curated record. The transcript has 6 exons. Gene Ontology annotation, biological process: maturation of SSU-rRNA from tricistronic rRNA transcript (SSU-rRNA, 5.8S rRNA, LSU-rRNA). Bases 1 to 1236 code for a protein of 411 amino acids. Lineage: Eukaryota; Fungi; Basidiomycota; Tremellomycetes; Tremellales; Cryptococcaceae.